Messenger RNA from Prunus armeniaca (apricot), 342 nucleotides. The record is from the annotation of a GenBank genome assembly. Lineage: Eukaryota; Viridiplantae; Streptophyta; Magnoliopsida; Rosales; Rosaceae.
AUGAUGUUGUCAACCACGAGCUAUACUUUCACCAGAAAAAAGACUGGCUCGGCCGAUUGUUCCAAAAGACUAGGAAAGAGCAACAAUGAACCGCCAUUAGCUCCCAAGCCGUGUAAUUGUAAUUCCCACCAGAAUUUCGGAUCCUCAUUCGUUGUUUUACUGGUCCUUGUCUUUCGUAUGCUCGCAUGGGGAUGCUCCGCUGACGUGACCAACGAGUACUGUAGAUUGGGUGAAAGCACAGCUCUUGAAUCACUCCAUAAGUUUUGUUGCGUUGUUGAAGCCGUGUAUGGACAAUGGUACCUCAAGUCUCCAAAUCCAGCUGACCUUUUCAUGCUAUGUUAG